AUGGACUCAUCAAACAAACCAGCACAGGACAUGAAAAACUACAGUCAUAAUGCUGCUGUAGAGGCAGUCAGUUCUAUGAACAGAGAACUUCAGACCCUGUAUGAAAAAUACUUGGAACUCGGUGUUCGAAGUCAUUUGUUAGAAGUUGACCUUGCUACACAGUUCAGCCCUGAUGUAGUUCUUGUCCUAGAGGAUUUGAAUGAGAGCUGUAAAACCUGCAGUCAAGCAGUAGAAGAGCUAAUGAAUGUUGGUGAAAUCUCUGAAGAACACAAGAAGAAUGUGGAUGAUCAUAUGCAAGAUAACGUUUAG
Candidula unifasciata is the source of this 309-nucleotide messenger RNA. The record is from the annotation of a GenBank genome assembly. NCBI's taxonomy places the organism in Eukaryota, Metazoa, Mollusca, Gastropoda, Stylommatophora, Geomitridae.